UCGGGCAUUACUAGUCGACCAAUCGGAAUUGAGAGCGUGUAGCGAAGCGGCAACGGGCGAUGAGAUUACACGUGUCGUGCGUACGCGAGAUGAUCAAGGUAGUUUAAAGCAGGCUUCCUCUGCGGAUUAGCCGCAGUUUAACGGGUAGGCUCUUCGCGUGAAUUUGCCAGGUAAUUCGGGUUGCCCUGCUUCGAUAGAAUUUACAGGAAACUAACGAUGAUGUUCCUGACGAUAAUAGCAGUACUGUGCCUAGGUAUCGGAACUUUUACCCAGGGUCAGCAAAUUGACAGCAAACAGUUAAAAUGUUUAGUUUGCAGAACUACCAUAGAUGAGCUGGAAGCGGAAAUAGCUAAAAUCGACCCAUCGGUUUCCAUUGAUGUUGGUAACUACCGACUGGACGCAAAUGGAAAUGUAAAACAGAAGUCUAUUCCUCUCGCCAGAUCCGAGGUGCACAUUUCUGACAUGCUUGAUAGUAUAUGCACCAAACUUGAUGAUUAUGUCAGAGCUACAUACAAAUCAACAGGUCAACUCACGCUUCUCAGAAUAAUGGACCCUAGCGGAGGAAUGAAUCCUGACAUCAGCAAAGUGGACAUUGUUCAAGACGGAGAUUUGAACAAGAGCCUUAAGUUUUAUUGUGAAGGCAUCGUUGAUGAGUUUGAAGAUGAUAUAGUCCAACUGUUCAGCAAGGGAACUAAGGACAUCGAUGUCAAGGUCUGUACAGAUGUGGCAAACUUCUGCUCGGACACGGUAUCUGAUGAUGAUGAAUUCACGGAGGAUUACGAUUUCUCAGAGAGGGAUGAAUUGUGAUGAAAAACGAGAAACGGACGUUGGUGAAGAAAGUUUAUAGCAGUUUUAUAAAUUUUAUAAAUGUUAGACAAAUUCGUUCUGCAGCUUCGUUUCCAACUGCGUAAUUAUGUUUAACUCGGUUUUUUGAAAAAUGUGAAGUUGUGAGAACUAGAAACGAGUCUCUUCUCUCAAAAUUACUCACCAUGUAUUUACUAACUUGUUUUCGAGGUUAGCCACGAAUUUCUAUAGACUGUCUGCUUGAACUGAUAUUCGUACAUGCAUUUGCCUGCUGUUACAGCUGUAAAUAAAUCAGCUCCUCAUGGCAACGAUUGUUGCCCUGGUGUAAUUUCGCGCCAAA
This is a messenger RNA of Diprion similis, 1144 nucleotides long. RefSeq names its product protein seele (gene sel). Lineage: Eukaryota; Metazoa; Arthropoda; Insecta; Hymenoptera; Diprionidae. The record is from RefSeq and is a predicted model, not a curated record. Gene Ontology annotation, cellular component: endoplasmic reticulum. The transcript has 5 exons. Bases 217 to 807 code for a protein of 196 amino acids.